CGCUGUCACUCGCCCAGGCUGGCCGGGGGAAGGGACCCGCACGCCGGCUUUGUUGUGGAAAUCCCGGUUACCUGGCUAAUAACCCACACCAUGGAUAACUUAUUGGACUUUGCCUGAAAGGAGUCAUUAGUGCUUUUGGAUAUUUGACCAUCCUGGCCACAGGUUUUUUCAGAAUGAAUGGAAGGUCAUGCAGCAUGAAUCUCCAACGGACAUCAGGACCCCCACAGGGGCCUGGGAUGGUCAGUGGCCAACACAUUCCUCCCAUCCGAGCCCACUCGGGGACUCCUGGCCCCCCGUCCUGUGGCAGCACACCAAGCCCUGCUAUUGGAAGCCUUGCUAACAGUCUCCAUCUCAAGAUGCCCUCAGGAGGAGGGAUGGUUCCUCAGAGCAACAUGGCUGAGAGCCCCAUCCAUCUGCCCGCCUUGAGCCCCAGGAGACAAGUGCUCACCAAUGGGAAGUCACGAUUCCAGGUCACCCAGGCUGGAGGCAUGUCAGGGCCACACACUUUAAAGCCAAAGCAGCAGGAGUUUGGAAGUCCUUUUCCUCCAAAUCCUGGGAAAGGGGCUCUUGGCUUUGGGCCUCAGUGCAAGUCCAUUGGAAAAGGCAGCUGCAACAAUCUAGUGGUCACCAGCAGCCCCAUGAUGGUUCAGCGACUGGGACCCAUUUCACCUCCAGCAAGCCAGGUCUCUACAGCAUGCAACCAGAUCAGUCCUAGCUUACAGAGGGCAAUGAAUGCAGCCAACCUGAAUAUACCUCCUUCAGAUACCAGGUCCCUUAUUUCACGUGAGUCUUUGGCGUCUACGACUUUGAGUCUGACAGAAAGUCAGUCGGCUUUGAGUGUGAAGCAAGAGUGGUCUCACGGCUACAGGGCACUGCCAUCACUCUCCUCCAACCACGGCUCUCAGAAUGGCAUUGAUCUAGGAGACCUGCUUAGCCUCCCUCCUGGGACAGCCAUGUCCAGCGGCAGUGUCUCUAACUCGUUGCCACCCUAUCUUUUCAGCAUGGAAAAUAGCCACUCUCCUUACCCUAGUCCCCGACACUCUUCGGCCAGAUCCCACUCAGCCCGCUCCAAGAAGAGAGCGCUGUCCUUGUCCCCGCUGUCCGAUGGCAUUGGGAUAGACUUCAAUACCAUCAUCCGCACCUCUCCCACGUCCCUGGUCGCCUACAUCAACGGGUCCAGGGCCUCCCCGGCCAACAUGUCCCCACAGCCGGAAGUCUAUGGACAUUUCCUGGGCGUGCGCGGUAGCUGCAUUCCCCAGCCGUGUUCGGGGGCCGGCAGCCAGAUGGGUGUGCGCGUGGCCAGCGGUGGCUUGGCGCUCCCGGCCUACAGCGAGGACAGCUCCCUGGAGUACGAGCGCAUGCAGCAGCUGGAGCACGGCGCCCUCCAGCCCGGCAUGGUCAACAACAUGGUGGUGCAGCACGGCCUGCCCGGCCCUGACGGCCAGUCCGCCGGCCUGCUGAAGACCGAGCGCCUGGAUGAUUUCUCCAGCAGCGCCCUCGACCUGACCCCCGCGCCUCCUCUGCCACCACCGCCCCAAGGCCCCCCGCCUCCCUACCAUGCCCACCCGCACCUGCACCACCAAGAGCUCGUCCCGCAUGCCCAGACGCUGGCCCUGCCCCAGGCCACCCUGGAGGACGAUGGGGAGAUGGACGAUGUUGGGGGCAAGCACUGCUGUCGCUGGAUCGACUGCAGUGCCUUGUAUGACCAGCAGGAGGAACUUGUGCGGCACAUCGAGAAGGUUCACAUUGACCAGCGCAAAGGUGAAGACUUCACAUGCUUCUGGGCGGGGUGCCCUCGAAGGUACAAGCCAUUCAAUGCCCGCUAUAAACUGCUGAUUCACAUGCGAGUCCACUCCGGAGAGAAGCCGAACAAGUGUACGUUUGAAGGUUGCAAGAAGGCCUUUUCAAGGCUCGAAAAUCUCAAGAUUCAUUUGCGGAGUCACACCGGCGAGAAGCCAUAUUUGUGCCAGCAUCCGGGCUGUCAGAAGGCGUUCAGCAACUCCAGUGACCGCGCCAAGCACCAGAGGACACAUCUGGACACUAAACCUUAUGCUUGUCAAAUUCCAGGAUGCACCAAACGCUACACAGACCCAAGCUCCCUAAGAAAGCAUGUGAAGGCACAUUCUUCCAAAGAUCAACAAGCAAGGAAAAAGUUGCGGUCCAGCGCAGAACUUCACCCUGACCUGCUCACGGAUUGCCUCACCGUGCAACCGCUGCAGCCGGCCACUUCCCCACGAGACGCUGCUGCAGAUGGGGCAGUGGGAUGCUCCCCUGGGCCCGGGCCUGACCUUUAUCCAGCUUCCAUUUUCUCCAGCAAUCAUUCUAGCCGAAGUGGAACAGCUGCUGGGGCCGUGCCACCCCCACAUCCUGUCAGUCACCCUUCUCCGGGACAUAAUGUACAGGGGAGCCCCCACAACCCCUCCUCCCAGUUACCUCCACUCACAGCUGUGGAUGCGGGAGCUGAGAGGUUUGCACCUUCUGCUCCAUCUCCUCACCACAUCAGCCCCCGGAGAGCUCCGGCUCCUUCUAUAAUGCAGAGAACACAGCCUCCCCAUACCCAGCAGCUCUCAGGAUCACACCUGAAGUCUUAUCAACCGGAAACAAACGCUUCUUUCCAACCAAAUGGAAUCCACGUCCAUGGAUUUUAUGGGCAGCUGCAGACAUUUUGCCCCCCACAUUACCCUGAUUCUCAGAGAACCAUGCCGCCUAGCAGUUCCUGCAGUGUGGUGCCUUCCUUCGAGGACUACCUGGUCCCCACGUCCAUGGGCCAGGCUGGCUUUGACGUUUUCCACAGAGCCUUCUCAACUCACUCGGGCAUUACAGUGUAUGAUUUGCCUUCGGGCUCCUCCAGCCUCUUUGGAGAGUCUCUUCGCAGUGGAUCUGAAGACACCACAUUCUUGCAGAUCAGCGCUGUGGACCGCUGUCCUAGCCAGCUGUCCUCUGUCUAUACUGAAGGCUAAAAGCUCCCCCGGCCUCCAAUACCACUGGCAUCCAGGACCUUUCUGUCGCUUGCCACCUUUUGUGUUCCUACUCUCAAAGACUGCAUGAAAAGGAUGUCAGCUGAAUCGGCGGAACCUGCAAAGUCCCAAACUUGUCUCUGGAGGGCAGGACUGGACGGUCAGAGCUGGGCCUGGCAGCAGCGUUUGCAGUUGCUCCUUUUCCUCUCUGGGUUUGCUGAUGGCCAGGACUGUCUUUCAAAGGGAAUUUAGACUCACUGUACUGGAUACCUGUUACUUCCUGGCUGUCAACCCUCAGAGGACACCAAUGAAGUGAUGUGCAUGUGAAAAUGCAGUUUGGGGAUGACCCUUGCUGAAAACUCCAAAUAGGGAUGGACAACGCAAAUUGCCAGAAGCCCAGGGAGCUGCCUCGCCCAGCGCUUGUCCUCACCGCUGGCCGAUGCCAAGCCGGGCACAAGAGAAAUCCAGGUCCACUGCACAGUGUGGGCUCCACCCUCGGAGAAUCCCCAGGUUUCCGGCACUGACCUGGUGUUCCAGUGACUGGCUGGAACCUCCUUCUUUCCUCUGAGAUAUCCCCGUGCUAACCAAUUGUUUUUCAGUGUUUCUCCAAAAGCAAAAUAAGGUUCUGUCAAGCACAGUCCCUUGAAAGGCACUACACCUUGUUUUAUAUUCCAGAAAUCUAUCUUACUUCUUUCAUUUUAAAGACUUGGUAUUUACAUCUACUUUAAAAGGAAAAAAAAAAUAUUUAGAAGUCUAUUAUUUGGAUGGAAACAAUUAUUUUAAUCACCCUAGCUACAUACAUUUUGCCACAGCUGUAGCUCUGCCUGGCCCUGCCCGGCAGCACCUAUGAGCACUCCUGGAAUGUUAGUUUUGCAUUUAGCAAGGCUACCUGAGAGCAAGGGGGUGAGUACACCCCCUUCCCAGUGCUAUAGCAGGAACCCUAGAAGGUUAACUGUUCGGCGACUCCACCUCAAAGACCUUGUUCAAAGCAAAAAGGUCACUUGACUAGUUCACCCAUUGCUUCCACUCUAACACUCUGCCGAGAGUCGUGCUAGAAAAUGUGAGCACAGGGACACACUGAGUUGUGUUCCUGGGUUCUCUUGGAAAACCAAACUAGAGAUGCCCUAUGUCCAGUUAUUUUGCACAGCCUCUGCUCACCUCC
Hipposideros armiger (great roundleaf bat) is the source of this 4119-nucleotide messenger RNA. It is a transcript of the gene GLIS3, whose product is annotated as GLIS family zinc finger 3. The coding region runs from base 174 to 2960 and encodes 928 amino acids. Lineage: Eukaryota; Metazoa; Chordata; Mammalia; Chiroptera; Hipposideridae. Gene Ontology annotation, cellular component: nucleus. Gene Ontology annotation, biological process: regulation of transcription by RNA polymerase II. The transcript is spliced from 11 exons. Gene Ontology annotation, molecular function: RNA polymerase II cis-regulatory region sequence-specific DNA binding; DNA-binding transcription factor activity, RNA polymerase II-specific. The record is from RefSeq and is a predicted model, not a curated record.